CGAAUAUCGCGCAUGCGCGCAGUACUGAAGCGGCCUCGGCAUCAGGCCUCGGGAUCUCGCCUCCAGGUUAAAAACAAGAAGCAACUUGUCUCCUGGAAUCUCAAACACGGCACGCCAGUUUUGCUGUCUCUGUCUGGAUAUUUAAGAAGUGGAGCAAGGGUUUCAAUCGACCAUCCUUCCUGCUCAGACCGUGGGGAGGGAUUCACUCAGUCAUUUGACCAACUGGCACACCUGUCAUUUUAAACAGGGGAAAGGCCUUUCAUCUGCUCAGACAGUGGGAAUAGAUUCACUCGGUCAUCUCAAUUGAAGGUACAUAAGCAAGUUCACAGAAAGGAUUCAGUCGGUCAUCCCACCUGUGGACACACCAGUCAGUUCACACUGGGCAGAGGCAGGUCAUCUGCUGAAUUUCUGGGAAAGGAUAUCUCAACUGAAGGUCCAUCAGCGAGUUCACACCAGAGAGUUCACCUGCUCAGACUGUGGGAAGGGAUUCAUUUGCUCAUCUAAACUGAAGGUACUUCAGCGAGUUCACACUUGAGAGAGGCCAUUCACCUGCUCAGACUGUGGGAAGGAUUCGCUCGGUCAUCUGACCUAAUGGUACACCAGCGAUUUCACACUGGAGAGAGGCCGUUCACCUGCUCAGACUGUGGGAAGGGAUUCACUCAGGCAUUUCACCUACUGAGACACCAGUCAGCUCACACUGCAGAGAGAGAUUUCACCUGCUCAGACUGUGGGAAGAGAUUCUCGCAGUCAUCCUACCUACAGAGUCACCAGCGAAUUCACACCGGUGAGAGGCCGUUCACCUGCUCAGUCUGUGAGAAGAGAUUCACUCAUUCAUCCACCCUACAGAAACACCAGUCAGUUCACACUGGGGAGAGGCCAUUCACCUGCUCAGUCUGUGGGAAGAGAUUCACUCGGUCAUCCACCCUACAGAGUCACCAGCGAGUUCACACUGGGGAGAAGCCGUUCACCUGCUCAGAAUGUGGAAAGAGAUUCUCUCAGACAUCCCACCUACAGAGACACCAGUCAGUUCACACUGGAGAGAGGCCGUUCACCUGCUCAGACUGUGGGAAGAGAUUCACUGAGUCAUCCAACCUACUGGUACAUCAGCGAGUUCACACUGGGGAGAAGCUGUUCACCUGCUCAGUUUGUGGGAAGGGAUUCUCUCAGUCAUCCCACCUACAGAGACACCAGUCAGUUCACACCAGGGAGAGGCCGUUCACCUGCUCAGACUGUGGGAAGAGAUUCACUGAGUCAUCCCACCUACUGGUACAUCAGCGAGUUCAUACUGGGGAGAAGCUGUUCACCUGCUCAGUUUGUGGGAAGGGAUUCACUCGGUCAUCCACCCUACAGAAUCAUCAGCGAGCUCACACUGGAGAGAAGCCAUUCACCUGCUCAGACUGUGGGAAGGGAUUCACUCAGUCAUCCCACCUACUGGUACAUCAGCGAGUUCACACUGGGGAGAAGCCGUUCACCUGCUCAGACUGUGGGAAGAGAUUCACUGAGUCAUCCCAGCUCCUGGUACAUCAGCGAGUUCACACUGGGGAGAAGCCGUUCAACUGCUCAGACUGUGGGAAGAGAUUCCGUCACUCUUCCACCCUCCAGAGUCAUCAGCGAGUUCACGCUGGGGAGAAGCCGUUCGCCUGCUCAGAAUGUGGGAAGAGAUUCACUGAUUCAUCCAGUCUACAGAGACACCAGCGAAUUCACACUGGGGAGAAGCCGUUCACCUGCUCAGAAUGUGGGAAGAGAUUCACUGAUUCAUCCAGCCUACAGAGACACCAGCGAGUUCACACUGGGGAGAAGCCCUUUUCCUGCUCAGUCUGUGGGAAGAGAUUUACUCAGUCAUCUGAUAUACGGAGUCAUCAGCGAGUUCACACUGGGGAGAAGCCGUUCACCUGCUCAGAAUGUGGGAAAGGAUUCACUCAGUCAUCCCACCGACUGGCACACCAAUCAGUUCACACACGGGAGAGGCCGUUCACCUGCUCAGUCUGUGAGAAGAGAUUCACCAACUCUUCCAACCUACAGAGACACCAGCGAGUCCACACUGGGGAGAAGCCAUUCAUCUGCUCAGUCUGUGGGAAGAGAUUCACUCGAUCAUCCGCCCUACAGAGUCACCAGCGAGUUCACACUGGGGAGAAGCAGUUCACCUGCUCAGAAUGUGGGAAAGGAUUCACUCAGUCAUCCCAACUACUGGCACACCAGUCAGUUCACAGUGGGGAGGGGCCGUCGUUAUGAAUCCCUCGGUUUUGUUUGCUGUGGACUGUUGUUUUGAGAGAGAGAGAUUAAGAAGGCUAAUUAGUCUGAUUUGCAGCUUGUUUACAUCGCUCGCAGCUUGUUUAGUUUUAAUCGAGGGCACAGACACUAAGAGUUAGACGGAGACGAAGGAAGAAAAGUGGAAGGAUCAAAACCAGGGAACUAGUGGCAAGGGUCACUGUUUAGAACUUUCCUGUGCCCACGUGGGUGGGUUAAUGAUCGAUUCAGCGUACAUCGCAUGUGUGGUUGUCACCUUGUUCAAUCCAUAGGAGUGGAUUGGAUUUGGGGUAUUCUGUGAAAACCACUUAUUUGUCCUUGCCUGAGUGUGGUCUGGUAAUUCACCUGAAGAAGAUACCCCUUGUGACAAGUCACUUUUGAUGAUAAUUCGUACGUGGAUUUGGAACGACGACGAAUAAAAUCUACAGCGACUGUUCUCUCAUUUUACUACCGUGGAACCUGUGGAAAUCGACAUAAUUGCCUUCUCUUGACAUCUACCCUGGAUUACAAAUAUCUCUCGCUCAUCACCUAUUUCAUGGAUGAACUGAAUUUUCAUACUUUACCAUCUCAAGACUCUAAGCCUUGUUUCCUCAGAGCUCAACAGUUUGGGAGUUAUAUUUAAACACAUAUAUACACAUAAUACAUACACAUAAUACUGUUCACUUUUCUUUAUCUUGCUUAAGUUACUAUCUCAUAGGUAGAUACUCGUAAAGACAGUGAUUUUAACAUCAAAACCAGACUCCAGGUGUAGUCUAUUGCUGCUGAUUCGUUUCUAAAGCGUUACGGUUCAUAACAAAAUUGGGGCCUGUGUUCGGGAUAGGAACAAAUUUAGGGGCGUAUUUAUUGAUUAAUUAUUGAUUUCAUUGGGAAAAUCCAUUUUGAUUUAUUUGUGUGUGGAAAAUCAGCAGCAGUGGAUGUUGUUGGAUUUCUGGAAGCGCCAAUUUGCUAAGGUGAAAUUGACAAUGAGGAGGGCACAGAGAGGCAGAAAAACAGAGAGAGGAAGCAGAAAGACAGAGGCUGUUCGAGCUGGAAAAGAUGGAGAGAUUGCAGCAAAGGGAUCUGGCAUUAGACUCUGGUGAUAAGUUUGAGGCCAGUCGGGAAGUUAAAUUGCUACCUCCAUUUGAUGGAGCAGAAGUUGAUAAAUACUUUAAGCAUUUUUAGAAGUUUGCUCGUAAUUUAAAGUGGCCAAAACAGGGUUGGCCUAUUCUCUUACAAAGUGUAAUUAAGGGGAAGGCUUAGCAAGAUUAUUCUACUUUGACAGUUGAUGAAGCAGCUGUUUUGGACAUAGUGAAACAGGCUGUGCUCAAAGCUUAUGGGUUGGUCCCAGAAGCAAAUGUUUAGAAAUUUGAGGAAAUCUGUUAUAUGGAAUUUGCUUAUGAGAAGUCUGUGUGUUUUGACUGCUGGUACACAUAUAAAAAUGUAAAUGAUGACUUGUAACAGCUUGAAAGAGUUGGUUUUAAUUGAAGAAUUCAAAAGGUGCAUCCCUGAUGACAUAAAGACAUAUUUAGAUGAAAAGGAUGCUGCCACUUUGCAGGUGUCUGCUAGAUUAGCAGAUGAGUUUGCUUUAACUCAUAUGGUUAAGUUUACCCCGAAUAAGAGCUUCCAAAAGAGUAGCAGGGAUAACCAGGGUAAACCAGAAAUUAAAGUUGGGACUAGUGACAAGAGUAAAGAUGAAGGGAAGCAGUUGAAGGAGAAAAAUUCUGGUCUUACUUGUUACUAUUGUAAGAAAGCUGGUCAUAUGAUGGCUAAUUGUUCCGUCCUGAAGAAGAAAAAGGAAAGGGAGGCAGUCCCAAAUGCCCAUGAUCAGCAGGUUGAAGCACUUAUAAACCCACAGGGUUCUGAACAUUUUGUUGAGGACUGAAAGGUCUGACCGAGUUAAGAAGGGAUUUGAUCAUUUUGUGUCAGAUGGGUUUGUAUUAUUAAAGGAAGGGUCAACCCCGAUACCAGUGAAAAUUCUUCAAGAUACUGGGGCUUCUCAGUCACUUAUAUUAGACAGUGUUCUAAAGUUUGGUGCUGAGACUAACAUUGGUGAGGUAAAUCUUAUUAAAGGCAUUGGGGGCGGCAUGGUUUCUGUGCCAUUGCGCAGGGGAACUUUACAGUCAGGGUUGGUUUCGGGACCUGUUAAGAUCGGAUUAUGCUCCAGUUUACCGGUGGAAGAUGUUACUUUACUGUUAGGGAAUGACCUGGCAGAUGGUAACGUUGUUCCUGCAGUGUAGUUGACAAAUAAGCCAACCACUGACGACCCACAGAUGGACUUUAACAUUUAUCCUUCCUGCGCAGUAAUUCAAAGUAUGGCUAAGAAGUCUGCCAACGCAGACGGUUCUGUGCAGCAUGAUUCUGAUACCCAUGACAGCCAAAAUCGGGAUUCGAGUUAUGAUGACUUGUCAGGGACUUUUCUACCUUCAUUGUUUCAACAGGAUACAAGUAGUAAGUCUGAUGAAAAAGAUUUAUCCCUGUGUAGGAUGGAGUUUAUAGCAGAACAGAACCAAGACCCUGAGAUUGAAGCUUUAAAAGAAACAGCUCUCUCAGAUAAUGAGAUUAAGAAAGUACCAGUUGGCUGUUAUCUCAAGGAUGGAGUGUUAAUGAGGAAGUGGAGGCCACCUGCUAUACCUGUGAGUGAGGAAUGGGCAAUUGUUCACCAAGUUGUAGUCCCUAAAGUUUAUAGGACUAAAAUUUUAGCUUUGGCCCACAGUAUGCCCUGAGGUGACCAUUUCGGACUGAAUAAAACUGUAAACAGGAUUAUGAAACAACUUUACUGGCCUAAUUUGAGGAAAGAGGUUGUGACCUUUUGCAGAACCUGUCACACUUAUCAAUUUGUGGGUAAACCUAAUCGGGUCACCCCAGUGGCCCCACUCCGGCCUAUACCUGUAUUCGGUGAACCCUUUUCCAAAGUUACAGUGGAUUGUGUUGGCCCAUUGCUAAAGACUGAAUCUGGCCAUCAGUAUUUGCUAAAUAUUAUGUGUACUGCAUCCAGAUUCCCAGAGGCAAUACCUCUCAGAAAUAUUAAAGUUAAAACUGUGGCGAAGGCUCUUACCAAGUUUUUUACUUUAUUUGGUUUACCAAAAGAAAUCCAGUCUGAUCAAGGAAGUAAUUUUACAUCUGGAUUGUUCCAGCAGGUAAUUUAUGAACUGGGAACUAAACAAGUUACAUCAUCUGAGUACCAUCCGGAAUCACAAGGGGCUUUAGAAAGAUUUCAUUCUACCCUCUAAACAAUGAUUAAGACAUACCAUGUUGAAAAUGGGAAAGACUGGGAUGAAGGAAUACAUUUGCUUUUGUUCGCGUUAGGAGAGUCAGUACAGGAAUUACUGGGCUUUAGUCCUUUUGAACUUGUAUUUGGCCAUAGAGUGAGGGGAACUUUGGCCUUGUUAAAGGAACAGUGGAUUGAUGGGAAUGUACAUGUUAACUAUGUUUUGAAGUUCAAAAAUAAACUACACCAAGCUUGUAGUCCAGCGAGAUAAAACUUAAAGAUUUCGCAAAACAAAACAGCAUUUUCCUCCCCCGAAAACGGAGAUUUUCUACAACGCCCUCCAGAGUGUGUAAAUUUGAAAAUGCCGAUUGUGCAGAGCAGUGUGGACAGGGUAAACGGAUAUUUUUAAAAACACUGUCAUGACGUGCCAGAACAGAUGGCUGCAGCGCGGCAUUUCAUUGUUUUCUUGAACACAACCCCCCACACAACCUAACAAUUUCAGAACAGAUGGCAACAAUACUGAAGCCAGAAAAGUUAGAAAUGUACUUACCAAAUACUUUGACCCAUAGCUUACUGAAUAAAUAGGUAUACUAACUUUGCCCUGUUUCUGUCCUUGCUUGUAUGAAGGUAGUUUACCUAUUUAUGCAAGUACUUCUUUGACAAUAGAUGCGUAACAGCCUAAUGUAACAUUGUAUGGAAAUGCAAGAUAACACUGAUGUAGACAUGUUUUAUACAUUUAACAAGGUGCUUUAUUUGUCAUGGUCUCUUCUGGCAAUCCCCCACCUUACUAUUUACCUCAGGAAUUGGUCUUCAAUCCCCUCAUUUAAUUUCCAGUCAUUCCUAGGUUCCACGAACUACAUACACCUGCUUUCCAUCAGAAAAUACAGGAUAAAGACCCUGUGAUCAAAACAACGAGCUGUCAGUUCAUUGGUCGACCCCAGUGUGAGUAACCUUGUUUCAUGGUUCAUAGGGCCAUUAGUUCUAAGUCUAGCAUCGCUCCUGGAUUCUCUCCAAACCCAAGACUUCAGGUAUAUACUCUCCUGGAAACCCAUUCCACGCUCACUACGGUGAUAACGCCUCCCGAC
Molecule: messenger RNA, 6519 nt
Organism: Mobula hypostoma (lesser devil ray)
Lineage: Eukaryota; Metazoa; Chordata; Chondrichthyes; Myliobatiformes; Myliobatidae
Product: zinc finger protein 420-like
Exons: 2
Coding region: 592-2232 (546 amino acids)
Biological process (GO): regulation of DNA-templated transcription
Molecular function (GO): DNA-binding transcription factor activity, RNA polymerase II-specific; RNA polymerase II cis-regulatory region sequence-specific DNA binding
Source: RefSeq, a predicted model, not a curated record